Messenger RNA from Castor canadensis (American beaver), 2472 nucleotides. It is a transcript of the gene Rab3gap2, whose product is annotated as RAB3 GTPase activating non-catalytic protein subunit 2. Lineage: Eukaryota; Metazoa; Chordata; Mammalia; Rodentia; Castoridae. Gene Ontology annotation, biological process: regulation of GTPase activity. The record is from RefSeq and is a predicted model, not a curated record.
AGCUUGAAUCUGUUGAUGAAGGAUUGCUACAGUUUUGUGCCAAUAAACUGAAAUUACUUCAUCUUUAUGAGUCUGUCAGUCAAUUAAAUUCUCUUGAUUUUCAUUCAGACACACCAUUCUCUGAUAAUGACUUGGCUGUGUUGUUGAGGCUUGAGGAACAAGAACUCUUUAAGCUCCAGGCAUUGCUAGAGAAAUAUAAACAAGAGAACACCAGAACUUCUGUUCGAUUUUCUGAUGAUAAAGAUGGUGUGUUGCCUGUAAAGACAUUCCUUGAAUAUUUAGAAUAUGAGAAAGAUGUGCUCAGCAUAAAGAAAAUAAGUGAAGAGGAGUAUGUGGCUUUAGGCAGUUUCUUUUUCUGGAAGUGUUUGCAUGGAGAAAGCUCCACAGAGGAUAUGUGUCACACUUUGGAGUCUGCUGGACUUAGCCCUCAGCAGUUGUUGUCUCUGCUCCUGAGUGUUUGGCUUUCUAAAGAAAAAGAUAUUUUGGAUAAAGCACAGUCUGUGUGCUGUCUUCAUACAAUGCUGUCCCUUCUGAGCAAGAUGAAAGUGGCCAUCGAUGAGACCUGGGAUUCCCAGUCUGUGUCGCCUUGGUGGCAGCAGGUGCGCAUGGCCUGUACUCAGUCUGAGAACAAUGGAGCUGCUCUGUUGUCUGCACAUGUUGGGCAUUCUGUUGCUGUGCAGAUAUCAAACAACAUAUUAGAGAGAAAAUUUUCUCAGACAGUUUUGGGUGCUGAUGCAGAGGUCCUCACUGAUUCCUGGGAGGCCCUUUCUCUUGACACUGAAUACUGGAAACUUCUGCUGAAACAGCUGGAGGAUUGCCUAAUUCUUGAGACUCUGCUUAACAGUAAGGGGAGCACACCAACCUCUAGAUUGUCCUUGCUGCAGGCCGAGCCACUUCCACGUCUUUCUGUGAAAAAAUUGUUGGAAGGAGGGAAAGGUGGCAUUGCAGACUGUGUAGCCAAGUGGAUAUUUAAACAUGACUUCAGUCCUGAGCUAUUAAAACUGGCUAAUAAAGAAAGUGAUGUAGAAAAUCCAGACAAACCCAAAGAAGGUAUUAGCAGAGGUUUCCUUGCGGUGUCAGAGGUGGAGAUGGACUUAGGAGCCAUAUCAGACUUGCUGCGUUUAGCCUAUGAGCAGUUUCCUUGUAGCCUUGAGCUUGAUGUGCUGCAUGCACAUUGCUGCUGGGAGUAUGUUGUCCAGUGGAACAAAGAUCCAGAGGAAACACGAUUUUUUGUUAGAUCAAUAGAACACUUGAAACACAUUCUUAAUGCCCAUGUUCAGAAUGGUAUUGCGUUGAUGAUGUGGAACACGUUCUUGGUUAAGAGAUUUUCUGCUGCUGCAUACUUGAUGGAUAAGGUUGGAAAAGCACCAAAAGAUAGGUUAUGCCGAAGGGAUGUAGGGAUGAGUGACACAGCAAUGACGUCUUUCCUGGGCUCCUGCUUAGAUCUUCUUCAGACUUUAAUGGAGGCAGAUGUUAGCAGGGAUGAAAUGCAAGUGCCAGUUCUGGACACUGAGGAUGCUUGGCUGGCUGUUGAAGGCCCGAUCUCUAUAGUGGAACUGGCCCUGGAGCAGAAGCACAUCCACUAUGCGCUGGUGGAGCACCAUUCCAUCUUGUGCUCCAUGCUCUAUGCAGUCAUGCGGUUUUCUCUGAAGACUGUGAAGCCACUUUCCCUUUUUGAUAGUAAGGGAAAAAAUGCAUUUUUCAAAGACCUGACAUCAAUUCAGUUAUUACCUAGUGGGGAAAUGGAUCCAAAUUUUAUUUCUGUACGACAACAGUUCUUAUUGAAAGUUGUUAGUGCAGCUGUCCAGGCCCAGCAUUCAGCCAGCAAGGACAAAGAAUCCUUAGAAGAGGCAGCAACCACUCCUUUUGGGAAAGACCAGGAUUGGCCAGUUCUAGCUGUGGAUUUAGCCCAUCACCUUCAAGUCAGCGAAGAUGUUGUUAGACGGCAUUAUGUGGGGGAGCUCUACAACUACGGAGUGGACCACUUAGGAGAAGAGGCCAUUCUACAGGUUCAUGACAAAGAGGUCCUUGCCUCUCAGCUGCUGGUGUUGACAGGGCAGAGGCUGGCUCACGCACUCCUCCACACCCAGACGAAAGAAGGGAUGGAGCUUCUGGCCAGACUUCCACCCACACUCUGCACUUGGCUGAAGGCAAUGAACCCCCAGGAUCUUCAAAACACUGAAGUGCCAAUUGCAACAACCGCUAAACUAGUAAAUAAAGUAAUUGAGCUUUUACCAGAAAAACAUGGGCAGUAUAGUCUAGCCUUGCACCUCAUUGAGGCUGUGGAAGCCAUAUCUAUUCCUUCUUUAUGACAUUUAUCUACUGAAAAUAAUCUAAAAUUGUGUGACUACAACAUCAAUUAGUGCAUGGCCAUUUUACAUAGUAAGAUCUAGAAUUUUAUGGAAUAUCUUUUUUGUUUUGUAAAAUAAAUAAAAAUAUCUAUUACUUUCAAAAAGUGCUGUCCUGGCUAAA